This is a messenger RNA of Ichthyophthirius multifiliis, 1119 nucleotides long. RefSeq names its product spry domain protein. Gene Ontology annotation, molecular function: protein binding. NCBI's taxonomy places the organism in Eukaryota, Ciliophora, Oligohymenophorea, Hymenostomatida. The transcript is spliced from 3 exons. The record is from RefSeq and is a predicted model, not a curated record.
AUGAAUAACAAAUUAGGUGGAUAUGAUACAUAACUUUUUACAUAUAUUGAUGAAUAAUUUGAAUGCUUAAUAUGUUCAAAUAUAGUACGAGAUCCAAAAGAAUGUAAUGGCUGUGGAUCUUUGUAUUGUAAAUGUUGUAUAGACGAUUGGUUGUAGAAAAAAAAAGAAUGUCCUAAAAGAUGUGAUAUGAGUCUUCAUCAAAUAAUUCCGGUUUAAUCAAAAGCAUUAUUAAGAAUAUAUAAUAAUUUAGAUAUGAAAUGUCCCAAUAAUGAUUGUGAGAAAUAAAUAAAGCUCAGUGAUUACGCAUAACACGAAAUAAUAUGCAAUAGUAAACAAUGUUUGAACUUUUAAGUAUGCAAAAAUAAGGAAAAUUAAUAAUUUGGUAAUAAAUAGAUAUGCAGUUUGGAGUGUGAUCUUUAAUAUUAACUUUUAUAAUAGUUUAAUAAACAAGAAUAAUUAAAAAUAAUUUCAUAGUUUUUAAAAAAUUAAAUAUAAAAACCUUAAAAUGAUAUAAACUAAUAAGCUUUUUAAUAAAUUCCUUAAAAAUCAUAGAUUUAACAAUAAAGUAAUAUUAUUCCCUAAGGUUUAGUUUAGCUUAAUGAUUAAUUAUAAUGGAAUCCUAAUUGUUCAGGAACUGGAAUAAAACUAUAUAAUAAUAAUACACAUUGCUGGCUUCAAGAAAGUUCUUAUAUGUUUAGAACCAUAUUAGCAGAUUAAGCUUUUUAUUAAGGAGCACAUUAUUGGGAAAUUCAUGCUGACGAUAGAACUGAAAAUGAACUUAAAAUUGGAGUAAGUAUAAAAAAAGAUUUCAAUUAUAAUAGUGCUUUUUGUGAUUUCGAGUAUGGAUUUGCUUUUUAUGGACUUGGUCAAUUAAGGCAUGGCUCUAAUGCUUCGGGCCCUUCUUUUGGUUAAAGAUUUAAAAAAGAAGGAUAUUUAGGUAUUUUCCUUAAUAUGAAUAAAGGGUAACUUUCGUUUGCAUUAAAUGGGAAUUUUCUUGGAAUAGCAUUUACAAAUGAGGUUUUAAAAAAAGGACCAAUUUAUCCAGCUGUUUCUCUUUUACAUUAAGCUGGAUGCAAAAUAAAAUCAGGUUUGCCUUUACCAAAUUAUUUUCCUGUAUGA